Podospora pseudocomata is the source of this 1890-nucleotide messenger RNA. RefSeq names its product ER-derived vesicles protein erv46 (gene ERV46). Bases 577 to 1890 code for a protein of 437 amino acids. Gene Ontology annotation, biological process: endoplasmic reticulum to Golgi vesicle-mediated transport; retrograde vesicle-mediated transport, Golgi to endoplasmic reticulum. The transcript is spliced from 3 exons. The record is from RefSeq and is a predicted model, not a curated record. Gene Ontology annotation, cellular component: endoplasmic reticulum; Golgi membrane; endoplasmic reticulum membrane. Lineage: Eukaryota; Fungi; Ascomycota; Sordariomycetes; Sordariales; Podosporaceae.
UAGCAGUCCCCCUAUUAAGACUGUAAAGUUUGCAUAGAGACCACAGACUCGAAUGCUCGACAACCUCGCUUCAUAUAUCCAACAGAUCGAAGCGUUAUCUUAUCAGUGAUCUCGGGCAAGCCAAGAUGCUCGUUCAUGUUCCUGGCGCCGUUCGGUGCCCCGCUGCGGAGGGUCCGGCUACCUAGCCUGAACCCCCAAUUGAACCUGGGGACCAAUCACAGCCGACGCCCGCGUUGGAGCUGGCCGGGACCUGAAGCUGAUAUGUGGAUAUCGAUUGUAAGGUGGCCUUAACUUUUUGUUAGCUGUCUCCGGCGCGGUGCUGGACGAGGCUGAUGCACUUUGGUUUCAUCUCAACUGCAAAGUUGCCAGCAAACGAUUCACUGCUUCGUGGUGGAAUUCUGCUGAUGAUCCCGCUCUUCAAUUGAUGCCGCUCCGUUGAUUCUGAGCCAAGCAGCAGGUCCCCAUUUUCUGACAAGACACAUUCCAAUCCUAAAAAAGCCCACGCCCCGCGAGUGUGGAACCUUCGACCUUACACCUGAGACUGGUCCAACAAACGACGACGAACAAAUAGGCAAGAUGGCUGCGAAAUCGAGAUUCACAAAGCUCGAUGCUUUUACAAAGACGGUGGAGGAUGCGCGAAUCAGGACGACGUCGGGUGGUAUCGUUACCAUCGUCUCGUUGAUUGUGGUGUUCUUCCUGGCUUGGGGAGAAUGGCAGGACUACAGGAGGAUAGAGAUCCAUCCCGAGCUGAUUGUUGACAAGGGGAGAGGCGAGCGCAUGGAGAUUCACCUCAACGUCAGCUUCCCACGAGUGCCCUGCGAGCUGCUGACCCUCGAUGUCAUGGAUGUAUCCGGCGAGCAACAACACGGCGUCCAACACGGUGUCGUCAAGACUAGACUGCGUCCUCUCAGCGAGGGUGGCGGUGUUAUCGAAGCCAAGGCUCUGGCUCUCCAUGCUCGCGACGAAGAAGCUGCCCACCUCGAUCCCAACUACUGCGGUCCCUGCUAUGGCGCUGCUCCCCCUGUCCACGCGCAAAAGCCCAACUGCUGCCAAACAUGCGACGAGGUCAAGGAGGCGUAUGCCGCUCAGGCUUGGGCUUUCGGUAGGGGCGAGGGUAUCGAGCAGUGCGAGCGCGAGCACUACGCUGAGAAGCUCGACGAGCAGCGCAAUGAGGGCUGUCGCAUCGAGGGUAACGUUCGUGUGAACAAGGUCAUUGGCAACUUCCAUAUUGCCCCUGGCAAGAGUUUCAGCAACGGAAACAUGCACGUCCACGACCUCAAGAACUAUUGGGACACGCCUGUUAAGCACACCUUCACCCACGAGAUCCAUCAUCUGCGCUUCGGCCCGCAGCUUCCUGAUGGUCUGGCGAAGAAGCUUGGCAAGAAUAAGGCUCUACCAUGGACCAACCACCACGUCAACCCCCUUGACAACACUCACCAGGAGACCGAUGAUGUCAACUACAACUUCAUGUACUUCAUCAAGAUUGUGCCCACCUCUUAUCUUCCUCUCGGCUGGGAGAAGACAUGGCAGGGAUUCAAGGACCAGCACCACAAGGAGCUGGGUUCGUUUGGUCAAUCGGCCGAUGGCAGCCUUGAGACUCACCAGUAUUCGGUUACCAGCCAUAGGCGCAGCUUGUCCGGUGGUGAUGAUGGUUCUGAGGGCCACAAGGAGCGCCUCCACGCCAAGGGUGGUAUUCCCGGCGUCUUCUUCUCCUAUGACAUCUCCCCCAUGAAGGUUAUCAACAGAGAGGAAAGGCCAAAGUCGUUCCUCGGUUUCCUGGCUGGUCUCUGUGCCAUCGUCGGUGGUACCCUGACCGUGGCCGCUGCUGUCGACCGUGCUCUGUUUGAGGGUGGCAUGAAGCUCAAGAAGUUGAGGUCCAAGGAUCUAUAA